This is a messenger RNA of Cokeromyces recurvatus, 1995 nucleotides long. RefSeq lists its product as uncharacterized. Gene Ontology annotation, biological process: signal transduction. NCBI's taxonomy places the organism in Eukaryota, Fungi, Mucoromycota, Mucoromycetes, Mucorales, Mucoraceae. Bases 1 to 1995 code for a protein of 664 amino acids. The transcript is spliced from 4 exons. The record is from RefSeq and is a predicted model, not a curated record. Gene Ontology annotation, molecular function: 3',5'-cyclic-nucleotide phosphodiesterase activity.
AUGAUUAUUAGAUUGAAUGGACUUGUUGUUAAAGUAUCUGAUUGUAAUCAAGAAACACAUGUUUGGUUAGACGAUGGAACAAGUGUAAUUAGGACUCUAUUUUCAAAAAACAUAUUAUUAAGGAAAGAAAGCGAAUCAAUAGAUAUUGGGACUUCAUUAACUGUGUUUGGAAAAGUUGAGUUAUUUGUUGAAAAUGAGAUUGUUUUGCGAUGUGGAGGAUUUAAAAUAGAAGAAGAUUGUACAGCAGAAAUAUAUCAUUGGUUAAAAAUACUACAGAAUAGACCACCAAAGGAAUUACAAACAAAGACUGUAAUGUUUUCUAGUCUUUCUUCUUAUCCAUCUCCAAACAAAAUAGUUACAAAUGAAGAAUUUGUAGAAUCACCCAUUAGAGAUCUUGAUUCUCAAAACACAGGAUAUUUAUGGUCACCUAAUCAUAUUUUUGCUACUUCUACACCUCUUCGUUUGAACCAACAAAUCAUAUCAUCACCUUUAAAUAAUAAAGUCCAUAAUGGUAAUCUAAAGCCAACAAAUAAUAUUAUUCAGCAAGAUGAUCCUUUAAACGAUGAUUUUCAUGCCGUUUUUGAUGAUGAUGAUGAUUUCGAUGAUUUUGGAGAAAUUGAUUUAGUUGCUUUGGAAGCAAAUGCUAUGAAACAAAUAGAAUCUUCUAAUAAGAAGCGAAAAUGCCAUAGAAAUCCUUUAGCACAUAUAGUAACAGAUAUCAAUGUAUUGAAUUGUAACCCAACAGAUCUUUAUAGUUAUUUGCUGGGAAUGUUUACCAAGUUAAAUAUUAACGAAACUUUGAAAAUCUCACAAUCACAGCUUCUUGAUUUUUUGAUUGAUGUUCAACAUACUUAUCAAAAUACACCGUACCAUUCAUUCUAUCAUGCUGUUGAUAUAGUUAUCGUUCUCUACUAUAUGAUAUUCGAUUUAGAAGCUAACAAGUAUUUAACAAACAUGGAUAUUUCGCUCUUACUUAUUGCUGCCAUAUGUCAUGAUGCGGGUCAUGCUGGCUACAAUAAUGAUUAUCAUGUCAAGCUGAAUACAGAGCUCGCAACUCGCUAUCAUCAUACAUCGGUACUUGAAUCUUUGUCUGUUGAUAUUACCCUUGAAUUAUUUCGGAAACAUCAUUUACAAUUUAGUUCAAGACAAAUCGAUUCAAUUCGAAAACUUAUUUUAUCAACAGACAUGACAUUUCAUUAUGAUUUAUUGAUGGAAGUGACUGCCCUUGAAGAUGCUCUAUCUUGCGUACAAGAAGGAGAAGAAGAAAAAAAAGACAAAGAUGAAGAAGAUCUAACUGUCACACCAUCUGAAACACAACAGAACGACCACCAUCAUUUAUCAAGUUUUAGUUAUGAUAACGACAUCACUACUACUGAAUUUAUUAGAAACACGAUGCGUUAUUCUACUACGACACAUUAUCUCUCAUUAAACGAUACACAACGACUCUCGUUCUCCCGAAUCUUAUUACAUGCAGCUGAUAUUAGCAAUACUGUCCGUACCUGGCCUAUCUCAAAACAAUGGUCGGACUUGAUAGUUCAAGAGUUCUUUCGUCAGGGAGAUGCUGAAAAGGCAGCACAAUUAGAGGUAUCUCCUGGUAUGGAUCGUGAUAUAGUGACUCAACCUGGUAUCAGUAUAAAAUUUGGUGAUUUUGUAGUACGUCCCUAUUUUGAAGCCUUUACAGGACUUCUUCCAAAAGCCACCAUCUUUUUGAAUCAUUUAGAAGAGAAUCGAAAGGAAUGGCUUAAAUUAUUAAAGUCCAGCUCGAUUUCUAGUACAACUACUUCCAUUACUGCCUAUUUGCCAUACCCAGUGUCGGUCCCCGCUGGUACUGUUAUGUUAACUGAGCGACCCUAUGAUUGUACUUUAAAGGCAAUACCAAUAAUACGUGCUACUAGUCAAUCUAAUAUCUUAAUAACACCCCAAAACUCUGUGUCAUCUGAGCUAAGAAGAAAGAGUGCAGAUCACAUUAUCUCUAAGAAAACUGCUUUUCUUUAA